AUUCAAUAUGGCUGCACCGAAUGUUAUCAGAAGUUCAAAACAUUGUAAGCUGUCAAAUGCAAGUCGUUAUAUUUAGUAUAAAUUAUUUCAUUAUAAAAGAUGCUGUUUUCCGUGUGUAUAUUUAAAAAUAUGCAUUAUUAUGUGGGAAAAGUUAUCUAGCAAUAUGGAAAUAAGCAACAUAUACAAUAGCCUUAGGUUAUGGUACAGGUUCUGUGUAUCGUGAUUUGAAUUUCGACAAAAUUAUUUUUUUUAAAUUUCUAUUCUUUAAUUGUAAAAUAUGGCGCGUUCCACGGUAUCAGCGCAAUGUGAUUUAGUUGCAUCCUAUAUGGAUGGAGUUCACGUUAAGAUUGCAGAGGCUUAUAAACCUCCAAGAAAAGUGUGUCUACCAGCUGCAUAUAAUAAUAAAUUACCAGACGUGUCAAAAUUAAGUUAUGACUUUAGUUUGGAACGAUCGGUGCUUGAAAAGAUGACAGAAUGGCGUACAGUUAGACAAGCAAAUAAUAAGGCACGACAUGCACGAUUAGAUGAAAAGAAAAUGAGAGAGAAAAAAGAAUUUUCACCUCCUCCACCACCUCCAUUGCCUGAUAUGACAAAACAAUUGCCUGUAAAUGCACCUGCACCUGAGACUACAAUUCUUACACCACAACCUUUGUCUCCUCCACCCAAUGAUCUCCAAGAUCAUGUAAAAACAAAUGGUCUUGAUUUUGCUGAUUUUGAUAAUGAUACAAGUAGUCCAUUUGAUAAUAUGGAAUUAAAAACAAUCAAUGAUAUGGAAGAACUUGCUCAGGUACUUCAACCUACAUCUCAAUGGGUACCGCUAGCAAAGUUAGAAAGUAUAUUGAAUGAUUUAACUGUUGAUGAUCAAUCGGAUGUUCACAUAGAAGAAAAAAGUGAUAACACUAAAAAUGAAACAAAUGAUCAGGAAGAAGAGACCAAUGAAGAAAAUGUUAAACAUCGUAGUGUGUCUACAAUUGUACAAGAGCUUCAAAGAGACUUAGAAAGACCUUUAAAGGAGAACUGGAAACCUUGGUCAAAUUUAGAAAGUUGUGAUAUCAAUUCUUGCGAAACAAAAAAACAAGAAGAACCAAUGGUAUCAAAUCAAGAUACAGUUAUGAAUUUACUACAAGAUUUGACAGAAGAAGACAAAAAAUUAGCUCAUCACUUGAGUGAUAUGGGAUUUCCUUUAUCGAAAGCUGCUCGUGCUAUACGUGAUUUAGGCGGUCAAGAUAAUAAAAAGAUUGUAGAAUAUUUAUUGGCUGUGCAGUCUUUAGAGGAAGCGGGAAUUUCUGGAGAGGAUGCUGAGAAAGCCCUUGCUCUUACAGAGUGCAAUCAAGAAAAAGCUAAAGCUUACCAUGAAAAUCUAUGUACUUUACGAGAUUUAGGUUUUCCCGAAGAAGAAGCGUCCGCUGCACUCUUAAAAUGUAAUAUUGAUCGCGAUAGAGCUUUAGAUUUCCUUAUAGCUUAAAUAUAGAAUUGUGUAAAAAGCAAUUGAAAAAAGGUCUAAACAAUUUUUUUACUGCACAAAAAGUGAAUAGAAAUUUUCUUAAAUUGUAAAUAAAUUAAAAGUCAUGCUAUUUUGGGAGCAAACGUUCAGCGACUAAAAUAUUUAUAAUAUUUCUUUGUAUAAUAGCAAUUCAACAUACUAGCCAUUGUAAGAUAAAAUGAUAUGUAAAUGUUUUCUUACGAUGUACACUGAGUGCCCCUACUAAAUGUUUAGUGUUAUAAAUGAUAAACAAUUUUUAAUCUAAUUUAAAAAUAUUAAGCUCUUUUAUUUUUUAUAUGUUAUAUUUACAGAAUUACGUACUAAACAAUGUAAGUAUCAUUAAUUUAUAUGAUACCAGUCGUGAUUGACGGCCAAUUUGGAAUAUUUCGCAAAUUCAGAUGCGCAUCUGUAAAAUUAAAAUAAACCUUUGGUAUUAUAUAUGAA
Molecule: messenger RNA, 1927 nt
Organism: Hylaeus volcanicus
Lineage: Eukaryota; Metazoa; Arthropoda; Insecta; Hymenoptera; Colletidae
Product: ubiquitin-associated protein 1
Exons: 4
Coding region: 278-1465 (395 amino acids)
Biological process (GO): ubiquitin-dependent protein catabolic process via the multivesicular body sorting pathway
Cellular component (GO): ESCRT I complex
Molecular function (GO): ubiquitin binding
Source: RefSeq, a predicted model, not a curated record